AUGAAAUUAGAAGAUUUGCCUCCAGAAUUAAUUCAAUCGAUAUUUGAUUUACUACCAACUUCUACAAUCAAAUAUUUAUCUCGUAACGGUGGUUGGACAAUUCCUUAUGCUUUACAAUCUGGAUUUAAUUCCAUAUCAAUAAUUCAUAAUAUUAUUCCCUUUGAUAUUCCUAACAUUACUAAUCAUCAUCAUUUGGAAAAGAGGGGUAUUUUACCAACUUUCACAACUCCGUUAUUACCAAAUAAAAACCGAACAGCCGUAUUUGGUUCAUUAUACGAAUUAAUUUCAUUUCUUGACCAAAACUCGGGGUUUAUCCCCACCGAAGUGGCUUUUGAUCUGUUAGAUGACUUAAUUAUUUUUCAUGACACACAUCAUGACAAAUUGAUAAAAAUCCCCUAUCUUAAGGUAUCCCUACCUAGAUACUUACCAUUUAAUGAUUCUACCUUCGAUAAAAUCAAAUUAAUUCAAUCCUAUCCUUAUAAUAUAUGUGUUCAACAAUUUCCUAUGCAUGGUGAUUAUUCCGUUGAUGGCGCUACCAUACAAUUUAACUCCGAGAUCCGGCAUCUUGAAAUACCAAAUCUUCACCUAUCAGAUCCCAAGUUAGUAUUACAACAAUUACCAAAUUUACAGAGUUUGUCACUAGAUGAUCUCUUAGAGUUAUCAUUGGAUGAUAUUCCAACUACCCUUAGACAUGUGUCGUUUACAAAUUCCAAGUUGGCCAACAAGAAGAAUUAUCAACUCCAACUACCUGAAUCGGUCUCGAGUAUGGAAAUCCGUGACACUAUUUCACCCACACCACUUAAAGGUGGCAUGAAAAUGAUUGAUUAUACCAACGUCGACCAGCUUAAGUUUUCAAAAGGUGUCUUCUCAAUAUCUUCAACUAUGAUUCUUCCUCCCAAUUUAAAAAAGUUGAUGUUUUGGGAUUGUAGUAUGAAGGCUUUUCCGAUUUUCGGCCAAGCCAAUCAUUUCCAAAAUUUGGGUAAUUUGGUAAUAUCAGGAGAAUGCUACCAUCAGUUCUACUAUGAUUUUUUCAAUUCUGAGUUCCCGGAUUCAUUGAUUGAGAUAUAUGUUAAUAAUACCACUUUAAAGAGACCUUCUGAUGACUUGUAUAAUAAUUUCCCUGAUUUUUUUGAUAAUAGUAAACGAUUCAUCAUUGGUAAGAAAUGUCAUUUACCAAGACACUUGAAGAAAUUAUCUUUGAAAUGUCCCGAUGCUAUAAUUAAACCAACACUUCAAUUGCCAGAUACUUUGGAAAGAUUGGAAUUGUUUGACUUUUCAGAAAUCCCAAAUUUCUCUAACUUGAAGCUUCCUACAAAUCUUAAAUAUCUCAGGUUGGAUAAAUCUAGAGUUGACUUGGAUGGAGUAGUAUUUCCCGUUGGUCUUGAGGUGCUCAUAAUCCUGAAUAUUCAAGUUUCAAAUGUGAGUAAUUCCAAUUUACUCGAGCUUGAGAACUUGCGGACCCUAUCUAUUAAAACCACCGACAAGAAUAUUGAGAUAUCUUACGUUAAUGGAACUCCCCUUGGACAAUGUGAUUUCAGAAAUAUGAAAAGCUUGCGAACACUAGAAUCACGCAGAAUUAAUUGUGGGAGUGAACUUCUUAUGAAACUACCACCCAGUGUCCAAACCUUAUCACUUGAAGAGUGCGGGUUCAUGAAUAUUUCCCCAGAUUUUAGUUUCCCCCAAUCUUUAUGUGAAUUCAAAUAUACCUUGAAUGGUAUUAAUUUGGACAUAUUGGAGAAUCUUCCAGAUACUCUUGAAGUUAUAGAUUUGACCAAUUGUGCUGUAUCUGGUCUGGGUACGUUUAGAAAUAUGCCAAGGUUGCAAUACUUAGACCUCUCCUGUGGAUUAUACGAAAGUAUGAUUGAAGAGAUGCACCUAGAACGAUUCUCAAGAUUGGAAGUGUUGAGAAUGAGAAAUUCUCAAAUUCGAAAUAUUAAUUUAACCAAAUUCCCCAGAAAUCUUACCGAAUUGCAUUUAGCUAUUCCCAAUAUGUCCUCUUUAACAGGAGAUUUCGCACAACAAUUCCCAUAUUUGAAAUAUCUCAUUAUGGAUUCAACCGAUUUGAGAAAAGUCGAAAUGAGUGGAACUCACAUAAAUUUCGCAUCAAGAAUUCAACAUGUUUCAUUUAUGCUGUGUAAUUUUACAAGUUUGAAUUUUAUCAAUUGGAAAAAUAAUAUUGGACGUAUUGAUCUUCGUUGUAACCCAGAAUUAGACACUGAUGAUAUUGUUGAGUUGUGUCAGUCAUAUACGAAUAAGGGCUAUUUGGGAGAAGGUAUUUUUACGAAUGCUUUAGAUUGUCGGUUGAAACGAUUUAGGGCAGCGGGAAUUGUAAAAGGUUAA
Molecule: messenger RNA, 2340 nt
Organism: Hemisphaericaspora subhashii
Lineage: Eukaryota; Fungi; Ascomycota; Pichiomycetes; Serinales; Debaryomycetaceae
Exons: 1
Coding region: 1-2340 (779 amino acids)
Source: RefSeq, a predicted model, not a curated record